AAUUGGAAUACUAGUAAGAGAAUUGGGAGACAUUAGACCAAAUAUUACCAAACUAUUAUAAAAAUUGAAGAAGGCUGUCAUAGUUCUGGCAAAUUCACAAAAUAGCCUAUGGUCCAGUCAUGGAAACUCCUGAACAUCAAGCCAAAUAUCAGAAGCUGGCUGCAGAAUACACAAAGGUGCGGGCGCAGAACCAGGUCCUCAAGAAAGCCAUCCUUGAGGAGCAGGAGAAAAACUCCAAGCAUGCGGAGGUGGUGCAGGCGCUGCGUCGGGCGGAGCAGGAGAACGACUCCCUGACCUUCCGCAACCAGCAGCUCUCCUGCAGACUUGCCCUCCUGCAGGACGACCUGCAGCUGCAGCAGGUGGGGCUGUGGGACCUGCAGCUGCAGCAGGGUAAAGGGAAGAGGCGGGGAGCUGUGGCCAAGGGAGCAGAAGCCGACAUUGCGUUACUCAUGCAAGAGUUACAGGCCAAAAUAUCCGAGAACGCCGCCCUCCACGCCCGGGUUCUCGAGCUGGAGGAUAUGGCAACACUGCCAGGGACCGUUGACAGUCUGGCAACACAUGAUAAUAUGUCAACAAAGUCACAAAAUUCAACAGAGCAAUCCUCUGUGUCAACAAAGUCAACAGCAACGUCAACAGAACUGGCAACUCUUCAACAGGAGAACCUGGGACUACAGGAGCGUCUGACACGCUGCCUUCAGGAGCUAGCCGCCCUCAGGAGACGUCACCAGGAUGAAAGGAUGGAAGGAGGAGCCUCUGCCCUCAACCUCUCACACGACAAGGCAGAGGACUCUGCGUCUACCUCCUCAUCUUCCUCCUACCUGUCCUUAGCUCCUGGCCACGAUGCCCUUAGUCCUAAGGGCUGUCCCACCGCCCUUGAUUUCAGAGAGAACAUCCUUGGGGCUUUUGAUUUAAAGGGCAACCCUCCGACAACCCUUGAUUUAAAGGGCAAUCCUCUGACAACCCUUGAUUUAAAGGCGACAACCCUUGAUUCAAAGGACAACCCUCUGACAACCCUUGAUUUAAAAGGCAACCCUCCGACAACCCUUGAUUUAAAGGGCAACCCUCCAACAACCCUUGAUUUAAAGGGCAACCCUCCAACAACCCUUGAUUUAAAAGCGACAACCCUUGAUUUAAAGGGCAAUCUCCCUGCUACAUUUGACUCCUUAGACGCAGCAACAGACCUUGAUUCUAAGGACACCUUAGCAAGCCUUAGUAAGGACUUCUGUGAGAAGUUCUCGGCCUUUAUCAAGGCGUUCUGUGAGGCUCAGCUCCACCAAGUCCUUGAUGACGACAUCAAGGCUAAGGAGAACAUCGCUAAGGCGCAGCAAGGGGCUGCGUACUGGGAGCGGCUGGGGCUGCUGCUGGGGGAGGUCUUCUGUCGUCUGGACCUGCCGCCCCACCUCCCCUCGACCCCCCUAGCAGGCACCAUGAGCAGCACGACGUCAGCCACGGUGGCAGGGCUACGGCUGCUGUCAGCUCUUCGUGCUGACGCUGACCUGCAGGCAGCGCUGCGUGCAGUGCAGUCAGCCUGGUCAGCCACUCUGCCCUACCUGUCAGCCAUGUCAGCCAACGCCAGCCGCUCACACAGCCAGCUCACCCUCACCCGCCUCCUGACACUCCUUGCUGACAGGUGCUCAUCGCUGGCCGUGGCCCUGGACGUCGCCCAGGGGCGGUGGGCGGCGCAGGAGGGCGGCGAGGGCGACGCGGGUGUCGCCCCCGCCAUCGCCCACCUCGUGGGCGCCACGCGUCGUCUCGUCGCCGCCCUCCGACGACGCGUCGACCAAAAUUCGCCGUCCCCGCGAACUGAACGAAUUUCUUCCCCAGGUUUGGGGAAUAAUUCCUCGCCCUACUCCCCUCCGUCCCCUUCAUCCCCCAGCAGCAGCAUUAAUAUGUCAUCGAACAGCACGCGCAGUGGCAACAGUGUUUCUAGCGGGAAUUUGUUGGAUGUUCAUAGCGGGAAUAUUGAAAUUACCCCCCAUGAUGACCCACAGCAGCAAAAUAGCGGGAAUUUCUCCAAUGAAAACCCUUUUAAUGAAUCGAAUUUCACCAAUAGUGGGAUUUCCUUUAGUAAUGGCAGACCUCAGUCUAGUGGGAAACCCUCUAAAGAUUUCCAAUCUAGCGGAAAAUCUUCAAAAGAUUCCCAAUCUAGUGAGAAAAAUUUCUCCAGUGAUGCUGUGGUUAGCGGGAAAACCUCGAUAGUCCCUCAAUCUAGCGGGAAUUCUCUCUCAAACAGCUACCUGCACCAACUUCACCAGCAGCGGGAACACUGGCGACUUGAAUAUCAUUUAUUAGCUCACAAACACGCUAAACUUGUCAGACUUUGCAAGACAACAAACGCAAAAAACACAGACACUAACGCAACAAACGUGGAUGUCAGCGCCUUGCUGGCGUCAGCCCCCGUAGUGGUCAACGAAACCUCCAUCGUGGCACGCGUCAGCAUAUCUGACGUCAAGGCGACCAAGGAUUCCAAUGCGAAGGAUUCCGAUAGUUCCCAAGAUUCCAAGUGCGGUGAUAAUUCCCAUUCCAAAGGCGCGAAAGACACAAUAAGUCCUGUAGACUCUAAGGACCCUAAGGAUUCCAAGGAUUCGAUAGAGCAGAAAGAUUCCAAGGACCUCAAUGGCUCCAAGGCCCCCAAGGACCCUAAGGCCCCCAAGGACCUCAAGGACACAAAGGACCCCAAGGACCUCAAUGGCUCCAAGGACCUCCAGGACCCCAAGGACCUCAAUGGCUCCAAGGACCCCAAGGACCUCAAGGACCCGAAAGACCCCAAGGACUCUAAGGACCCUAAGGCCCCCCUUAGUGCCCCCGAGGACUCAUGGCGGGAGGCCCUGAUCCGGGACCACCUGCUACGUCGGGUAGGGCAGCUCUACCAGGACCUGACGUCAGCUGUGAGCCGUGCCAGCCUCUACCAGGACGAGGCUGAGGCUGCCAGCACCCGCCUCACGCUGGCAGAGGCGCUGUCAGCCAGUCUGGCAGAGGAGCUCGAGGUAGGACGGCUGCCUGCACAUUAUAAUAUUUAA
Molecule: messenger RNA, 3020 nt
Organism: Hyalella azteca
Lineage: Eukaryota; Metazoa; Arthropoda; Malacostraca; Amphipoda; Hyalellidae
Exons: 10
Coding region: 120-3020 (966 amino acids)
Cellular component (GO): early endosome; membrane
Source: RefSeq, a predicted model, not a curated record